UUUAGCUCAUUUGAGAAGUCAUGUCUGGUCGUGGUAAAGGAGGCAAGGGUCUUGGAAAGGGGGGUGCCAAAAGGCAUCGUAAAGUUCUUCGUGAUAACAUCCAGGGUAUUACAAAACCCGCAAUCAGGCGUUUAGCUAGACGUGGCGGAGUCAAACGUAUUUCAGGUUUGAUUUACGAAGAGACUCGAGGUGUGCUCAAAGUUUUCUUGGAAAAUGUCAUUCGAGAUGCUGUCACUUACACCGAGCAUGCUAAAAGGAAAACUGUCACUGCUAUGGAUGUUGUGUAUGCACUAAAGAGGCAAGGACGUACCUUGUACGGUUUCGGAGGCGUGGCAGUGGCUGGAGUUGCAGGGGCAGCGGCUGUUUCCUCGGACAUCUUGACAGUCGAGAGUCUGAAACGUAAUAUAAAAAUAUUCUUAAUAACGAAACCGCCAAGAAUCCGCCCGCCCGCCUUUUCGCUUUUACGAUUGGUCGGUUUCGACUCGCUCACCCACCUUCCCCUUCUGUUUCGGAGCAUAUUUAAGCGAAGUCAUCUUUGUGCGCCCCAUUUUCUCACCCUCUCUCCCUCACCUGCCAUGCGACUGUUCAUCUGUCGAUAUUGCUGCAUUUCACCUUCAACCAUCACUGGAGACGUUACAGUCUAUGGAAAUUUAUGUCAAGCUAGGCCAUCUCUAUUUGCUAUGUUGGAGUCAGUCAUGGCACGUACCAAGCAGACCGCCCGUAAGAGUACUGGAGGUAAAGCCCCCAGGAAACAACUGGCUACUAAGGCCGCUCGUAAGAGCGCCCCAGCCACCGGAGGUGUUAAGAAGCCCCAUCGUUACAGGCCCGGAACUGUUGCUUUGAGAGAAAUCCGUCGUUAUCAAAAAUCCACUGAACUCUUGAUCCGAAAAUUGCCAUUCCAGCGUUUGGUUCGAGAAAUCGCUCAGGACUUCAAAACUGAUCUCCGAUUCCAGAGUUCUGCUGUUAUGGCUCUCCAGGAAGCUAGCGAAGCUUAUUUAGUAGGCUUGUUCGAAGACACUAACUUGUGCGCUAUCCACGCCAAGAGAGUAACUAUCAUGCCUAAGGACAUUCAGCUCGCUAGACGAAUUAGGGGUGAACUCAUGUCUGGUCGUGGUAAAGGAGGCAAGGGUCUUGGAAAGGGGGGUGCCAAAAGGCAUCGUAAAGUUCUUCGUGAUAACAUCCAGGGUAUUACAAAACCCGCAAUCAGGCGUUUAGCUAGACGUGGCGGAGUCAAACGUAUUUCAGGUUUGAUUUACGAAGAGACUCGAGGUGUGCUCAAAGUUUUCUUGGAAAAUGUCAUUCGAGAUGCUGUCACUUACACCGAGCAUGCUAAAAGGAAAACUGUCACUGCUAUGGAUGUUGUGUAUGCACUAAAGAGGCAAGGACGUACCUUGUACGGUUUCGGAGGUUAAGCGAAAGUUGGAAUCCCUUGCACUGAAA
Molecule: messenger RNA, 1440 nt
Organism: Argiope bruennichi
Lineage: Eukaryota; Metazoa; Arthropoda; Arachnida; Araneae; Araneidae
Exons: 4
Coding region: 21-1412 (463 amino acids)
Biological process (GO): nucleosome assembly
Cellular component (GO): nucleosome
Molecular function (GO): protein heterodimerization activity; structural constituent of chromatin; DNA binding
Source: RefSeq, a predicted model, not a curated record